CGCAGUAGCGGACUGGGCGCGCGCGCCUUCCUCCGAGAGCUGCGCUGUGCGAGCUGCGAGUGCCGGGCGACUGCCCCUCUCCCUGCUGCCCCUCCGCGGACGCCGGCCCCUUGGCGCCUCCACCUUUUUUUCCUGCGGAGAGCUUGGGAUGUGAUAAUGCCAGCCAGACUUUUCCGAGCCCUCACCGGAUCUCACAGUGGAUUAUCAAAAGCACAUUCAUGCCAAAGAUUUGCUCAUCUAACUUUAAAACCACCUAAGGGGUUUGGAAAUCCCAAAUGCAACAGCACCCUGACGAUCCGCCAAAGCCUGGAUUCAUACUUCCCUGUCAAAGCAGCUGAUGGCUUGAGCAGGCCUCAGGUUCUAGAGAUGAACCAGAAGACCUCCCGCGCAAGCAGACUGCCUCCAUUAAACUCUUCCCACUUCCAGAGCAACAAGGUGCCCCCUCUGACCAUGCGAUCACUUGGUACUCAUGGGAAAGUGACCCACAAGCCAAAUCUUUUGGGUUCUAAGUGGUUUAUAAAAAUAUUAAGGAGGCAUUACUCAUCUGUAUCAACUGAAACAUUUAUUCCAAAACAAGACUUGCCCCAGAUCAAAAGACCCCUGAAAGCAUCCAGGACCAGGCAGCCAUCCAGGACCAACCUUCCAGUUCUGUCUGUGAAUGAGAACCUGAUGCACUGCACAGCAUUCGCCACGGCAGAUGAAUAUCAUUUGGAGAAUCUGUCUCAGGACCUGACCUCCUCCGGGUAUGUGGAAGUCACAAGCUUGCCUACAGAUGCAGCAAAUAUUUUGGUGAUGGGUGUGGAAAGUUCUGCAAAAGAAGGUGAUCCUGGAACCAUAUUCUUCUUCAGGGAAGGAGCUGCUGUGUUUUGGAAUGUGAAAGACAAAACUAUGAAGCAAGUGAUGCAGAUCCUAGAGAGACAUGAAGUUCAGCCGUAUGAAAUUGCCUUGGUGCACUGGGAAAACGAAGAGCUUAACUACAUGAAAAUAGAAGGACAGUCUAAACUUCACAGAGGAGAAAUCAAAUUGAAUUCAGAAUUAGAUAUUGAUGAUGCCAUUCUAGAGAAAUUUGCUUUCUCCAACGCUCUUUGCCUUUCUGUGAAACUAGCUAUUUGGGAAGCAACACUGGAUAAAUUUAUUGAGUCUAUUCAGUCAAUUCCAGAGGCUUUAAAAGCUGGGAAGAAAGUGAAAUUAUCUCAUAAAGAAGCUAUGCAGAAAAUGGGUGAACUCUUUGCCCUAAGACACCGUAUAAACUUGAGCUCAGACUUCUUGAUAACUCCUGAUUUCUACUGGGACCGAGAAAACCUGGAAGAACUUUAUGAUAAAACUUGUCAGUUCCUCAGCAUUACACGAAGAGUUAAGGUCAUGAAUGAAAAACUGCAGCACUGCAUGGAGCUGACAGAUCUGAUGCGCAAUCACCUGAAUGAGAAGAGAGCACUGCGGCUGGAGUGGAUGAUCGUGAUCCUCAUUACCAUAGAGGUAAUGUUUGAGCUGGGACGAGUAUUCUUCUAAUCACGUGAUAAUCAAGUGUUACUGCGCAAGAUGUUCAACUUCUACAAUCAAAACUAAAUGUUCAAGGGGGCCGGGGAUACAGCUCAGUGGUAUGAUGCCUGCCUGGCAAGCACAAGACCCCAAGUCAAAUUCUAGGUACCAAAGACCCAAACAGAAGAAAUUUAUACGGGCCAGGGAGAUAGCUCAGAAUAAGCAGUUGCCUCACAAGAGCAAGAUCCUGAGUUCAA
Octodon degus (degu) is the source of this 1736-nucleotide messenger RNA. RefSeq names its product required for meiotic nuclear division 1 homolog (gene Rmnd1). NCBI's taxonomy places the organism in Eukaryota, Metazoa, Chordata, Mammalia, Rodentia, Octodontidae. The coding region runs from base 157 to 1509 and encodes 450 amino acids. The record is from RefSeq and is a predicted model, not a curated record. The transcript is spliced from 12 exons. Gene Ontology annotation, biological process: positive regulation of mitochondrial translation.